AUGGACGACAAACGAAGUUCUUCCUCCGACGCCACCUCCUACCACGCCCUCAACGACUACAGGCACUGUGCCGACGACAACGCAAGAGUUGUUUGUGCAGGAAAUGUGACCGAGCCGAGGACGUGUGAUGAGUUCUGGAAUCGAACGGACGGAGUGAAGAUUAUCUACAUCAAUGGCAAACAGAUAAAUGUGUACUGUCAGUAUGGUACCACUGGAGCCUACACAGUUAUUCAAAGUCGAGGAUCACUUGACGACACGACGUUCAACCGUAAACUUGAAGAAUACAGAAGCUCAUUUGGAAUACCUGGAAAGGGAAACAAUUUCUGGCUUGGACUUGACAAUAUGGUUGCCUUGACGUCUCAAGGCAAUUACGAUCUUCUCAUUGAACUUUGCUGUUCAGGAACCAAUUCGAUUCAAUUCUAUAAAAACUUUACGGUAGGUUAA
Messenger RNA from Cooperia oncophora, 444 nucleotides. The record is from the annotation of a GenBank genome assembly. NCBI's taxonomy places the organism in Eukaryota, Metazoa, Nematoda, Chromadorea, Rhabditida, Trichostrongylidae.